AUGACAUGUCACUUCGAUAAUCAUGCCGAAAAAUUUCUUGUGACCAGAGGGUAUAUCAGCGAACUCCAAAAGAGAAUUUUGUCGCUUGAGCAAGGCAGACAGGCUCCCGCUUCACCUUCGGCGGCUGGUGACGAGCAAGCAGAUUCCGACCGGGAGUCAGAUAUUGAAAUUAGUGACGACGACGAGCUCGCCAACAACACCACGGACGACACCCUCGGUGGGGUAGAUGAAAAUCUACUCCAGCAGCAACCAGAGAGGCCAGCUCCUGCAGCACCACCAAAACCGCCCGAGGAAGAACAAUCCAGAAGCUCCUCCGAGACGUCCCUUAUGAACCCCCUUGCGCUUGGCUUUACAAGCUAUUUCUCCGACACCAGCGGCAGGCCGAUCUAUCUGGGGACAUCGUCCAAUUGGUCAUUCGGCAGAAGAGUUCUUGCAAUGGUACAUGAAAAAGUCCUACGAGCGCCUCUUCCUCCAGAGAAUCUGCUGUUCGAGGGCAAGUCCUACGACCUGGGUUGGGAUGGAACACGACAUCUGCGCACGGCGGCACUGUCUGAAGUUCCAGCACUACCCUCCGCUGACUUUGCAGUGUACAUCAUCAAUGCGGUCAAGUUCCACUGUUGCCAGCUCUUUCACCUGUUCGAGGAAGAAGGGUUCAUGCAACAAUUUUCACAGUUUCAGGAGAACCCCCCGCAGGUGAUGCGCUCUCCGGACCUGUGGUGCAUCCGCUAUCUCCUCAUCCUCGCCUUUGGGAAGGCGUUCGUCGGCCAAGGCAGCAAAGGUCGCAGGCCCCUAGGAGCCUAA
Exophiala xenobiotica is the source of this 801-nucleotide messenger RNA. RefSeq lists its product as uncharacterized. Bases 1 to 801 code for a protein of 266 amino acids. The record is from RefSeq and is a predicted model, not a curated record. The transcript has 4 exons. NCBI's taxonomy places the organism in Eukaryota, Fungi, Ascomycota, Eurotiomycetes, Chaetothyriales, Herpotrichiellaceae.